UGCGCCGCGCGAGGCCGUGCGUCGCGGGGGCGGGGCGCGCAGGCGCAGCGGGCGCCCCGGCUCCGGAGCAUAAACAAGAGCGGGGACGUGAUGAGGCGGCGGUUGAUCCUAGGGCGGCGAGUGGCGGCGACCCAGGCGGCUAGCGGGGCCCGGCGCCGACCCUGAGUGCAGCCUGACCCGCCCUCGCGCGCGCGCCCUCCGCGGCCGGGCCCACUCGCCGCGCGCCCAGCCAUGAACCUGGCGAGCCAGAGCGGGGAGGCCGGCGCCGGCCAGCUGCUCUUCGCCAACUUUAACCAGGACAUCACAGAAGUGAAAAGGGCAUCAAGAGCAGCUGGUCUUGGCCGUCGCGCUGUUGUCUGGUCCCUAGCUGUUGGUAGUAAGUCCGGUUAUAAAUUUUUCUCCCUUUCUUCUGUGGAUAAGCUGGAACAGAUCUAUGAAUGCACUGACACGGAAGAUGUGUGCAUCGUAGAGAGAUUGUUCUCCAGCAGCCUAGUGGCCAUCGUGAGCCUUAAAGCACCAAGGAAGCUAAAGGUUUGCCACUUUAAGAAGGGAACUGAGAUCUGCAACUACAGCUACUCCAACACGAUUCUGGCUGUGAAGCUCAACAGGCAGAGGCUGAUAGUGUGCCUGGAGGAGUCCCUGUACAUCCACAACAUUCGGGACAUGAAGGUGCUGCAUACAAUCAGGGAGACGCCUCCAAACCCUGCAGGCCUGUGUGCACUGUCAAUCAACAACGACAACUGCUACUUGGCGUACCCAGGGAGCGCGACCAUCGGAGAGGUGCAGGUCUUCGAUACCAUUAAUUUGAGAGCUGCAAACAUGAUUCCGGCUCAUGACAGUCCUUUAGCGGCAUUGGCCUUUGAUGCAAGCGGAACUAAACUUGCCACGGCUUCAGAGAAGGGGACCGUGAUUAGGGUAUUUUCCAUUCCAGAAGGACAAAAACUCUUUGAGUUUCGGAGAGGAGUGAAGAGGUGUGUGAGCAUCUGCUCCCUGGCCUUCAGCAUGGAUGGCAUGUUCCUCUCCGCCUCCAGCAACACGGAGACCGUGCACAUCUUCAAACUCGAGACUGUGAAAGAAAAACCCCCAGAGGAGCCCACCACCUGGACCGGGUACUUCGGGAAAGUGCUCAUGGCCUCCACCAGCUACCUGCCUUCCCAAGUGACAGAAAUGUUCAACCAGGGCAGAGCCUUCGCCACGGUCCGCCUGCCAUUCUGCGGCCACAAAAACAUCUGCUCGCUAGCCACAAUUCAGAAGAUCCCGCGGUUGUUGGUGGGUGCCUCCGAUGGGUACCUGUACAUGUACAACCUGGACCCCCAGGAGGGCGGCGAGUGCGCCCUGAUGAAGCAGCACCGGCUGGAUGGCAGCCUGGAGACGGCCAAUGAGAUCUUGGACUCUGCCUCUCACGACUGCCCCUUAGUCACUCAGACAUACGGCGCAGCUGCAGCAAAAGCCUACACAGACGACCUGGGUGCUGUGGGUGGCGCCUGCCUGGAGGACGAGGCCAGUGCCCUGCGCCUGGAUGAGGACAGCGAGCACCCGCCCAUGAUUCUUCGGACUGACUGAACUUGACCUGUGACCUCUGACCCGGGGAGCAGAGAACACUGGCUUCACAGAGGACUUUGUGCAUUGCUGCUAUGAACUUUGACCUGAGUCGGGGGAGAGGAUGGCAGAGACUUUAUUUAAAAAAAAAAAAAAAAAAAAGAUUGUAAUGGUAGUCUAACUCCAUAACGCUGAGGACAUACAUCGUUUUCACUUCAGUGGCUUUUAAAUCCUGCUUAUGAAUUUUAGCUUUUUGUUUGUUUGUUUUCUCUUUUUGCCAAAAUUAACUGUUUGGUGAAGCCCGCAAAACCUCCUCGCUUUGCAUGCAUGAACGUGCCAAGCCAGCAUAGGGGAGCUGGAAGCCACUUUCCAGCCACCUGCCGUUGGGUUUUUUAAUAUCUGUACAUAAUGCUGAGUGCAUAAGGAAGCCGUGGCGUUGUGCACAGUGGGUCUGGUUGUCAAGGCCAGUUCUGCAGUGACAGGCCCAGGGGCUGCCCACCAGGUGUGCUGGGCGGACUUCGGCUGGGGCAGGAGCCCUCUCUCCCUGGGGCCCCACCUGGACCAUUUUCCCUCCGUUUUAUUUUGUUAAUUAAAUUCUUUCCAAAUUGGAUCACUCUGGGAUUUCUUCCAUGGUGGACUUUUGUUUCUGAUCUUGUUUUCCAUGUGAAUAUUGGAGGAGAGCGAGGUUCUUUCUGAUACUAAAAACCUUUCUUUCAGGCAGCAAAUGAACUUAAAAGGUUGCCUGGACUCCCUGGAGCAAAGGAAAGCGAUUUUGUUUGUAUAAUUAAAUGAUCUGUUCUUCUACUUUACUCUUCCUGUUGAAAAACUGUGUGGUUUUUUUUGUUUUUUUUUUUUUUUUAAGGAAAGUUUGUAGCUACUCCUAUGCCCAGGAAAGCACAGAAUUCAAGUGUGGUGGCCGUCCGAGCUGUCCUUUCUCUGGCCCUGCUGUCUGCAGGGGCUUCCUACCUGUGUGAGAGGUCGUAGCGGGAGACAGCGACAGAGAGAAGGCGGCUGGGCCACGUCCUUCACAGGGCGACAUGUGCCUUUCUAUUUUCAUCUUAGAAAAUUUCCUCAGCAAACCGAUGAGAGAUUGUGGUUGCAAGCUUCAGUAUUUGCCUCACUUCCCUUUUCCUAUUUACGGAAUUAAAACAACCUCAAGUA
Molecule: messenger RNA, 2700 nt
Organism: Cercocebus atys (sooty mangabey)
Lineage: Eukaryota; Metazoa; Chordata; Mammalia; Primates; Cercopithecidae
Gene: WIPI2
Product: WD repeat domain, phosphoinositide interacting 2
Exons: 13
Coding region: 232-1563 (443 amino acids)
Biological process (GO): protein lipidation; nucleophagy; protein localization to phagophore assembly site
Cellular component (GO): cytosol; extrinsic component of membrane; phagophore assembly site membrane
Molecular function (GO): phosphatidylinositol-3-phosphate binding; protein binding; phosphatidylinositol-3,5-bisphosphate binding
Source: RefSeq, a predicted model, not a curated record